UCACGGUCACCAGACGCCUACACCAGACCAGAGGCCACCAUCAUGACAAGGGACCAGAAUGGAACCUGGGAAAUGGAGAGUAAUGAGAACUUUGAAGGCUACAUGAAGGCCCUAGAUAUUGAUUUUGCCACCCGCAAGAUCGCAGUACGUCUGAGUCAGACAAAGAUCAUCACUCAAGACGGUGAUAACUUCAAGACAAAAACCAACAGCACGUUCAGAAACUAUGAUUUGGACUUUACCGUCGGGGUGGAGUUUGAUGAGCACACAAAGGGCCUGGAUGGCCGGCAUGUCAAGACGCUGAUCACCUGGGAAGGCGACACUCUGGUGUGUGUGCAGAAAGGGGAGAAGGAGAAUCGCGGCUGGAAGCAGUGGGUGGAGGGGGACAAGCUGUACCUGGAGCUGACCUGUGGUGACCAGGUGUGCAAACAAGUGUUCAAAAAGAAGUGA
Molecule: messenger RNA, 447 nt
Organism: Chionomys nivalis (European snow vole)
Lineage: Eukaryota; Metazoa; Chordata; Mammalia; Rodentia; Cricetidae
Gene: Rbp2
Product: retinol binding protein 2
Exons: 4
Coding region: 43-447 (134 amino acids)
Biological process (GO): fatty acid transport
Cellular component (GO): cytosol; nucleus
Molecular function (GO): fatty acid binding
Source: RefSeq, a predicted model, not a curated record